AUGGCGGGCCCGAACGUCCCCGUGGACGAGCUCGAGGAGAUGCUCGUGGUGGCUCUGCGGCGAGUCGAGCGUUUCGUGUCAACAUGCGACGCGGGCGCAGGACUUGCGCUCGUGGCCACGCGCGUCGAGGCGGAGUUCGCGGCCCGCACGCGCGACAUCCAGGCGACGUCGACCUUCGUGCACCGCAUGUCGCACGCGCACCUCGACGCGUUCUGUCGCGAGAUCAGCGUUCCGGGGAGGCAGCUGCGCACCAGGCCAUCGCAGGACGAUACGUACCCGUGCGGGCUGGGCGUGGCCGCGACGCUGGAGAAGCCGGAGGGGGGCAACUGGGAGGCCGUCGACGUGAUGCACACCAUCAUGAUCGCCGACGCGGCGGCAGACUCCGACUGCCAAUCGAACAAGGAUCAAAUGGCCGUUCUGAUGGGCGAGGCGCAGCGCGGGACGCUCACGUACGCCUUCGCGGAGAAGACCAAGGUGCGCCACGCGGGGCGCGCCUGGAACGUCACGCUGGGCGCGUACUGGACUCCGCAACGGCCGGAGAUACUUUGGUUGGACCCGGAUACGUUGACCGCGGACCCAAAGGGCAGGCGGGCGGGUCGGAGGGAGGACGUGGGGGCGUUCGUGGCGGAGAUCGUGCAGGGGCUGCGGAGCCCGAAGGUCGCGCGGAAGCUGUGGGCGACCUCCCUGGUCCCGCCGUCGGCCAACGGCGUCGCGCAAGGGCUCCAGGGCGUCGACCAGGACUGGGACGCCGCGGGGCGCUUCCCCGCGGUCACGCUCACGAUUCUGCAAGGCAACACGGUGGAGUCGCGCAGCCCCCGCGCGCUCUUGACCCUUCCGGACGGCAUGCAGUGGCAGCUCGCGGCCAACUCGCCCCACGGUGCGCGAGCGCCGUUCGCGAUCGUCGGCGAGAUCUUCGACAGCGACCUGUUCUGCCGCAGCGCGCCCGCGGCUCUGCCCUGGCGCGCCGUGGCGGACAAAUUUGCGGAGCAGCGGGAGCUCCUCAGCAACUGCUCAGCCGCGACGGUCAAGCGCGAGGCCCUCGGCGACGGGCCCGAGCAGCUGAUCAUGUACAUCUACGCGGCGGCCCUGGGGCAGCCGAACGCGAUGGCGGCGGCGCAGGCGAAGUUCGACCGCCUGUUUGACAUGAUUCGACAAAAGGCACCGCAUGGGCCGAGUUGUGGGUGCAAGAACUGCGUGUUUGCGAACCAGGGGAUCGCGGAGUGGAAGCGGGCGAACGCGGUGGUGCUGGACAGUCCGUCGGCGUACAACACGCGAGGGGGCGUGCUCUACGGGGCGGGGGCGUCCCCGGGCGAUCGAGGCCGGUUCGUGUGCGUGUCGACGCGCAAGGCGGCGGCGGCGUUCGAGACGAACGCACCCCAGGACGAGGUCGAGGAGAUGCUGGCGGUCGCGCUGCGCCGCGUGUGCGCGGUGAUGGCGCAGCCGAGCGCGCAGGGCUUUGAGUCGGUGGUGCUCACGCAGAUCGCCUCGGAGUGCUUUUCGCGCAGCCGCGACUUGCAGGCCACGUCGACGCUCCUCACCACCACGGGGCUCCCCGGCGCGAGCGCGUUCUGCAGCGCGAUCGACGCCGACGGCCGGGGCCUGCAUGCGGACCACUCCCAAGGUAUCGAGGACUGCCGCUUCCGCGUGCCGCUGGAAGUCGACGGCGGCGAAAGCUGGACGCUCGACUGCACGAGCUUCGUCGACGCCGACCGCGAGCCGGGGCGCAAGGCUCUCCUGGCCGCCGUGGGGGCGACUAAGAGCGCGACGGUGCAUCCGCGCGUGUACACGUGCUUGCGAGAGGUCGUGGAGGUCGAGGACGGGCCCGGGAAUAUCGGCAAGGCCGUCGUCCAGGUCACCGGGAGCUUCGUGAAGGACGUCCCGGACAAGAUAUUCCUCGCGGCGCCCCGCAAGCGCAUGAGCGGGAGCGACGCGUCCAAGCCAAGGAAGCUGGCGCGGUUCCAGCUGGGCGACUUCCGGAGUCCCGACUUCUUCGCGAAGCUCAUCGUGCGGGCGCUGCGCCGGCCCGGGGCGCUCCGCGCGAUCAGCGCCGGCGCCCUGCUCGCGCCCCUGAGCGCGGUCGACGUGUCGGCACACGCGCGGGAGGAAGCGUGGGGGCCGAACGGGGAGUUCCCCGCGGUGUCCGUCAACAUCGCCAUGGUGUUCUCGCCCAUCGGUCCGCACCCCCUGGUCUGGCUCGGGCUUCCGCGCGGCAUGCGCUGGCGGGUGGCGGGGCGCGGCGACACUGGCCUGACGCAGCUGACGGCCGAGGUCGCGAGCAAGGCCGACGUGGUGCUCGAGCACAGCCUGAGCUUCGGGACGACGUGGGACGCGAUAGCGCGCGCGACGUUCGACCUCGAGGACCGUGUUGUCAGACUGGUAGCGAUCACUACCCCGGGGCAGCAAUACGGGGCGCGGGAGCGCGACACCGUGCGGUCGGGGCUGCAAGGCAUGCUGGAUCACUGCGCGGUCCAGCGCGCGUUCGACGCCACCCCGUUCGACCGCGCCGAGGAGUACCGCGUCAUCAGGAGCGCCGCAAGGGAGCCGACGUGA
Pedinophyceae sp. YPF-701 is the source of this 2550-nucleotide messenger RNA. NCBI's taxonomy places the organism in Eukaryota, Viridiplantae, Chlorophyta, Pedinophyceae. The record is from the annotation of a GenBank genome assembly.